This is a messenger RNA of Ylistrum balloti, 726 nucleotides long. RefSeq lists its product as uncharacterized. The coding region runs from base 1 to 726 and encodes 241 amino acids. Gene Ontology annotation, cellular component: extracellular region. Gene Ontology annotation, biological process: defense response. The record is from RefSeq and is a predicted model, not a curated record. The transcript is spliced from 3 exons. Lineage: Eukaryota; Metazoa; Mollusca; Bivalvia; Pectinida; Pectinidae.
AUGCUUGCUUCCCUUGCCCUGCUUCUGGCCAUAGCGGCCGUCUGUUCCGCGACACACACCUUUCACAUUGAGAACCACUGUUCCUACGAUGUGUGGGCCGCCGCUUUCGGAAACAACGGUCAGACACCGCUACAAGGUGGGUGGAAAAUGCGCCCAGGUGACCGUACUUCGUUUAAUGUGAUUGAUCGGUGGAAUGGACGUAUUUGGGGGAGGACUCACUGUACGGAAUCUGGACAGUGCCAGACCGGUGAUUGUGGAGGUCUGCAAUGUAAUGGCCGUACAGGUAGACCCCCAGCAACGCUGGCAGAGUUUACACUGGACGCUUAUGGAGGGCAAGACUUCUACGAUCUGAGUCUGGUAGAUGGCUUUAACCUGAUGAUGAGUAUCAUUCCCGAUGCCGGAACAUACGACACCAGUCAUCACGGGCAGUACUACUGUGCAAGGGCGGGAUGCUACUCCGACCUGAACAGUGGUUGUCCGGGAGAACAGCAGCAACAUUACGGAGGCCAGGUAGUUGCUUGUAAGAGUGCUUGUGAAGCUACCGGAAGGGAUGACUACUGUUGCCGAAACGCCCACAACACACCACAGACAUGUCCAUCCUUCCCCGGCGCGAACUUCUUUAAGUCUAGAUGUCCAGAGGCAUACAGCUAUGCUUAUGAUGACCAUAAAAGUACAUUUACAUGUAGAGGCAGACCGAAGACUGGUUACACUGUCAGAUUUUGUUAA